GGGUAUCAGGAAGUCGUAAAGUGGGUCCCACCCCCAAACAUCUCCCCGCGCCUUUCCGAUGUGACUCCACUCUAAUGCUUCCUCCCACCCUCUCUCUCUCUCUCUCUCUCUCUCUCUCUCUAUAUGAUAGAUUUUUUUCUUUCUCCGGUUUGAUCAGCUAUGGAGUUUGGAGAGGAGGAGGCUUUCGCACUACGAGAGGAUCGAUUUCUGAGAGUUAUCUCUUGUCCUCGAUCUUUUCACGACUCUGUUCUUAUUCUGAUCGGACCUUCAGUUAAGUAAAGGUCUCUGCUUUUUCAUUACACUUCACCAGCGUUUGCAUUUGCGCGGUCUCGUCCGUAGAACUGUAGAAAGAGGCGUGGUGCAGCAAACAUUGUUUGUUUGAUGCUCGGAAAAGUUAGGUGAAAAGAAGAAAAAAUGCUUGAAGGACGAGGGUAUUUUCUUUUCUUACAUCUUUUCCGAGAACCAAACAAAGGCUAAAGGCUUGAAAUUUUUGAAAUGAGUGCGUUCUGCUUUUGAGUAGCUGGGGGAUCUUGUCGUUUCCAUCAGUUGUGAAGGGAAUUUGUAUGUUUGAAUCAGAUCAAGAUAUGCAUCCAAAGGGAAAGAUUAGGAGUUUCCAUGUUAAAAAAAAUGAGAUCUUGGCAAAGGGUUCAGAAUCGUAAAAUCUGACAUUGUGAUUGCUGGAGAUACGGAUUAUGAUUUGGAGCUCAAAAAAAAUGCGGAGGAUCAGCAGGCCUCAGGAAUAAAGAAGAAGAUCUUAUCAACCCAAGCAAGCCUAAGUACAAGGCUACAAGACGGGUUGAAACCAGCGCAACAUAACUUAUCUUACGCUGAUAUCCAUCUUGAAAUAAUGAAGAAUGUAGACGAUACUGUACGUAAAACUUCAGGGACUGACAAAAAGCAAUGGAAUAAGGGAAAGGCUGCUGGAGAUGAUGAGCUUGUUAAGUAUAUGCACAGUUUGCCAAGCUUCCUGGAGAAAGGGGAAAACGUCCAGGAAAAGGUUUUGAAUGUUGGGGUCCUAAACUGGGUGCGACUGGAAAAAUGGCAGUGCGACCACAAGCAGAAUCCAUACAAAAGUAGCAUGUGCUCACCAUCUAGCUAUAAUACUUCUCCAUUUUUCUCUACAGAUAGAUCUUCUGCCGAUUCUAGCAGGGGUCCAAGUUGCUCACCUGCUCACCCGAAGAUGCACCGACCUACACUACGGUGUCAUCUUAAUGCAUUUUCUGAAGAAGGAUAUCCUCCGAGUGUCCAGUAUCCUGGAGGAAAUGUUCAAACUUUUCAAUAUCUAAAUGCUGCAUGCAGAAAUGCCUCAAAGUGGCAGCAAAAUAUUCUUUGUACAGGUCAGCGUUCUCUCCAGGGACAUUCAGAAAUCAACUUAGAAAAUUGCAAGAGAAAAGAUAUAGACUCACAGUUUGUUCCAGAACGAGAAAUUUUGCUGAAUUUGGAAAAUAUUGAGGUGAAAUCAUGUUUAAGGGGAAAUAUAAAGAUUCAAGAUGAUGAAUUGACAGAGAGCGCAGAAGAGUUGCAAGAGCUGACUUCUAAUUUUAUUGACACAGAUAGUCCUGAAAGGCCUGAAACAAUUGUUCUCAUUCCACCAAAUGAUCGUCUUCAAAGCCAUUCCAGAGUAUCUACAGCUCCUGGUUCUCCGAUGCUAGCAGAGCAAAGAUUGAUGGAAGUAAGUCGAAUGCAGUUUCUAGACAGUUCUAGUUCUCCAUGGAGUCACUCAACUAAGCUCUACUCUGAUAUUCCAUGCUCAUCCUCACUGCUUCAAGAACCAGACUGCAGCAAAGACUCGUUGCUGAAGCCACCCACCUCUACAGAUGCACUGGAUAUCAAGUUUUCCUCUGAUGCAUCUCAUUUGUUACCACUUGCGGGUAAAAGACUAGUCAGUCCCAAUGCCAAGAAAACAGAAGAGAAAUCAACUGUAAUGGCAUUGGAUUCAACUGUGGAUAAGCUGUCCGAGGGUUCAGAUCUGAAAGUAGCCACGGAUUUAUCUGCAAAAGCUAGAAACCGUUCAAGUGCUUGUCGUUUUGGCAUUGGUAUGGGUAGGACAGGUAGGAACUCCAGCUCUAAUGAAGUUUCAGCCAUGCCAUCAUUGAGCCCAACUCGCAUUAUUGCUAUAUCUGUUGCAGAGAGAGAUGCGGCCUCUGCUUCCUUGGAUAAUUCAUGCAGUGUUAAACAGAAUGCUACUAACAGAGCCAUGGCCCCUUUGAGAAGGUUAUUGGAUCCACUAGUGAAACCAAAGGCAGUGAAAUAUCAUAAUGUAGCUGAACCGUUACAGAAGGACUGCACACCAACGAAGAAGUCCUCUAAAUCUUUCAAUGGACGAUUACAUUCUUCUACUGGACAACCAGUGAAGUCAGCUGCGAAGCUAAAAUUAGACUUCACUGGUUGUAAGACAAUCAACGUCAGUAAUUCAUUUCAGGACCGGAAGCAGAAAUCAGCUGUACAAGCUCUACUGAAAGUAGCAGUUAAGAAUGGUCUUCCUCUUUUUACAUUUGCAGUGGCCAAUGAUGGUGAUAUUCUUGCAGCCACAGUGAGGAGGUUGAGUACCCCAGGGAAGGAUGACUACUUCUGGAUCUACACAUUCUUCGCCAUAAGUGAAAUCAAGAAAAAGAAUGGAAGUUGGAUAAAUCAAGGGGGCAAAGGCAUGCAUCAUGGUUAUAUUCCUAAUGUCGUUGGGCAAAUGAAGGUUUCGGACUCUCAGCUUUCUAGCUUGACAAGACCUAAAGGCAUGGAUGGAUUUAACGUGAGGGAGUUUGUUUUGUUUUCUGUAGACCAAGGUCCUGCUAAUGAGCAACCAUUGAGCAUUCAGCCAAGUGAUGAGCUUGCAGCCAUUGUCAUCAAGUUCCCCAAAGAGACUGCUAGGAGGUCAAACAAAGAUGAGCAGAAGAAUGGUUGUGAUAACAGUGUAUCAGAUACUGGUUUGAAGGACUUUUCACCAGAGUUGAAUUAUGCGGAAAAUGGAAAUAGUGGGUUUUUUGUUGGAAGUGAAACUUUUUUUAGCACAACUGUUAUACUUCCCAGUGGUGUUCAUAGUCUACCAACAAAGGGAGGACCUUCAUCACUGAUCGAACGAUGGAAAUCAGGUGGUUUAUGUGACUGUGGAGGUUGGGAUUUGGGAUGCAAACUAAGGAUUAUUGGCAAUGAGAAUCAACUCUCUACAAAAUUCAGCCCCAUGGGUUCUUUUUCCACCAAUAAUCCAUUUGAUCUUUUUGAUCAGGAAGAAGUUCAGGAAAAACAGCCAGUUUUCAGCUUGGCGUCUUUGGAAGAUGGGAUUUAUUCAGUUGACUUCAGUUCAGCACUCUCACUUCUACAAGCGUUCUCCAUUUGUAUUGCGGUUUUAGAUGGUAGGAAGCUGCUUGCUCUUCCACAGCAGAGUAGCUUGUUUGAAGAGAAGAUGCUCAAACAAACCGGAUUCUUGGACAAUGGUAGAAUGAAGGCUUCGAGUCAAAUCCAAGCAGAGGUUCUGAUGCAGGAGCAACGUCCAGCAACUUUAAGUGUCAAUCCCAGUCUGUCUUCAACCCUAGUACACAGGGGCCUUAUAUAGGCGUACUAUGCUUAGAAGUAAGGCAAUAUAAUUAAGAAACCCAAUGGAAGGUAAAUACCAGUUCCUUAAAUGUUAAUAAACUAUAACAUUUGAUGA
This is a messenger RNA of Malania oleifera, 3643 nucleotides long. RefSeq lists its product as uncharacterized. The record is from RefSeq and is a predicted model, not a curated record. NCBI's taxonomy places the organism in Eukaryota, Viridiplantae, Streptophyta, Magnoliopsida, Santalales, Ximeniaceae. The transcript has 4 exons. The coding region runs from base 848 to 3547 and encodes 899 amino acids.